Molecule: messenger RNA, 2426 nt
Organism: Labrus mixtus (cuckoo wrasse)
Lineage: Eukaryota; Metazoa; Chordata; Actinopteri; Labriformes; Labridae
Gene: lrrfip2
Product: leucine rich repeat (in FLII) interacting protein 2
Exons: 16
Coding region: 447-2057 (536 amino acids)
Biological process (GO): regulation of DNA-templated transcription
Source: RefSeq, a predicted model, not a curated record
AUCUUAAAAACACACACACACACACACACACAAAAGACACCUGUGUCCACCUGUUCGACACUCUCCCCCGUUUUCUUAAUAUUUCCUCUUUCCUCUCUGACAGGCCUCCUCCUCAACCUCCGCGGCUGUAACAGGCCUGACUCGCAGCUACAGCACGGUCAGCGUGUGUGUGUGUGUGAGAGAGUGUGUGUUCUGUACCAGACGUAAAGUCUAUCUCACUCUGUGGACACAUUGCUCCGAUAGACGCUCACUGUGGGAAUUUAAAUGGAGCUGCUGCACACUAAGAGCUUCAGUCAGAUAAUCUGACACUAUUAAAAACAUACAUAUAUAUGUACCAGUAAAUGGUCAGCGUCAUGGUGGGUUUAAAGACAUGAAAGAUGUGGUGUUUUCUGAUUCAUGGUGUGUUUAAGGACCUUUAAACUGAUAUGUUUUUCUGAGUUAUCUCCAUGUGUCUUCAGGCUUCUGUGUAUGAUGAUGCUGCACUGUGCGGCUCGGGCUACAGUUCCAAAGCUCCCUCUGAAUACAGCUGGUACUCCUCUGCAGCCAGCUCCACCCGCAGCAGCCCUGUGUCUUCCUCUGAUGAAGACACAGUGAGCAGUGUGUCUCAGGAGCGAGGCAGCAGAGGUCGCAGAGACAGUGUGUUGUCUGAUUUCUCUGACAUCAGUGAGUCAGCAGCAGAUUAUUUCAGUCGCUCUAACAGACGAGGCAGCGUGGUGUCAGACCUCGAUGAUCUGAUGGUCCCUGACCUCGACGCACUGGACGACAAAUGUGAUAAACAGUAUUCAGACUUCAGCCGGCCGUCGUCUCGCUGUGCGACGCCCGGCCUCUCAGCAGCCACUCUGGCGUCUCUUGGCGGCACGUCGUCACGUCGUGGUAGCACGGACACAGGCAGCAUCUACGACCCCGACACCAGCCUGAGCGAGCUGAGGGACAUCUAUGAGCUAAAGGACCAGAUUCAGGAUGUAGAGGGGCGCUACAUGCAGGGGCUCAAAGAGCUGAAGGAGUCCCUGGUGGAGGUGGAGGAGAAAUAUAAGAAAGCGAUGGUGUCUAACGCUCAGCUGGACAACGACAAAGGAAACCUGAUCUACCAGGUGGACACGUUGAAGGACGUGAUCGAGGAGAUGGAGGAGACGACGGCGGAGAUGAAGAGAGAGCUGGAGGAAAAAACUAAGGAGCUGGAGCGGCAGAAGCACACCUGUUCGGUUCUGCAGCACAAACAGGAAGAACUGAAGGAGGGGAUCAGACAGAGAGACGAGCUCAUAGAGGAGAACCAGAGGCUGCAGACUCAGGUAGACACCCUCAGCAGGGAGAUGUUCGACCUGCAGGAGACCAUAAACUGGAAGGACAAAAAGAUCGGGGCUCUAGAGAGACAGAAAGAGUACUUUGAUUGCAUUAGGAGUGAGAGAGACGAGCUCCGAGACGAGCUCUCUGACAUCAAAGUGAAGAUGAAGACGGAGAAACAUGGACUUGUCAUUAUCCCAGAUGGGACUCCAAACGGAGACGUGGAUCUCGAGUGUCCGUCCUCAGGUAUUACGGUGGUCUCUCAGGAGGCCGCCCAGGUGCUGGAGUCUGCAGGGGAGGGUCCUUUAGAUGUGCGGCUUCGUAAGCUGGCGGAGGAGAAAGACGAGCUGCUGUCUCAGAUCAGGAAGUUGAAGAAUCAGCUGGAGGAUGAGAGACAGAAACAGUCGAAGACAGACGGUGCGUUCACUGACGGGGAGAGAGUGGAGAACGGUACAGACCUUCACUUCAUCGAGAUGCAAAGAGACGCUAACAGACAGAUCAGUGAAUACAAAUUCAAAAUCUCUAAAGCAGAACAGGAAAUGGGUACGAUGGAACAAAAUAUCAACAGACUUGAAGGUCAGGUGAGUCGUUACAAAGCUGCUGCAGAUAAUUCUGAACGAGUGGAGGACGAACUGAAGGUGGAGAAACGUAAACUACAGAGAGAGCUGCGUACGGCUCUGGAUAAGGUGGAGGAGAUGGAGAUGACCAAUAACCACCUGGUGAAGCGUUUGGAGAAGAUGAAGGCCAAUAGGAACGCUCUGCUGUCUCAGCAGUGAGCAGCGUCUUCUCACCAUCAAGCCUUUAAAUCUCCUCCCACUGCCAAACUGCGUCUGCAGCAACUCUAAGCGCAAACACUCGGACAUUAGUAACCUCUAAAAGUAGCAGAAGAAGAGCACAUGCGUGUUCACCACAGGGAGAGAGGCGAGGACAUUUCACUACGUAAUCUGUCAUGUUUAAUUCUCUGCUCGGGGGCGGGGCUUUGUUUUGUUUUGUUUUGAUAAGUUGCAUGAAUGAGUAAAAAGCUUUUAAAGCGUGACGGCUGCUCCGCUCUUUCCUCACAGUGAAGUGCCUUUUACACGAGCUGACGAUUCUCUGAAAGGUUUCAAAUAUUUAAAGAUUUCUGCUCAAUAAAAGUGUGAUUUACA